AUGACACAGGUCCAACAUCUACUGCAAGGAGGACCAGCUCAGAUCUUUCUCGACAGCAAUGGUACUCUCACAACAACACGUACCGAAAACAAAGGCAUUGACUAUGGCCACAUAGGCCAGGUUAUUCACGACAUCCUCAUGAAAAAAGUCUCACAGGGGCGCACAACAAUCCAUGCCGACGGUCCCCGUUCGGUCGAGAAAGAGCACGCCCAUCAGAAACGGGACCGUGAUCUAACAACGCGGAUGAGAAAACUCAUGGAGGACUACGACGAAGACAAGAUCAAAGGGACGAAACGGCUAUACCGGCGUCUAAAGUCUGUUUAUCGGGCACCACCCGAUGCCGCGAGACAAGUGCUGGAUGCUCUUCAGAAUCUGGGGUGGACAAUAUGUCGCUGCCCCCACCAAGCCGACUGCUGUAUUGCCCGUUGUCUCAAUAAUGCCGUCAAGCCGGAGGAUGUACGAAUCAUCACCAAAGACUCUGACCUGUUGGUCUAUGAGGCCUCUACAUCGAUCACUAUUCCUGUCGGCAGUCAGUGGAAAACAUUCCAGAAGCAGGACCUUAUGGAUCGACACCAGCUCCCCACUCCAGCCCACCUUCUUCUUCUUGGUAUUUUAACAACAAACGACUAUACCGACGGCGUUCCUUACUAUGGCUUGGUGUCGAACGCUGACAUUGUUCGGACGUUUACAUUGGACGGACUCGACGGAUUGAGCGACCAGGAGCGACUUGGACAAUUCAAACACCACGUCAUUCAGUACUUGAAGAUUGUAUACGACAGCGCCCACAAGCUCCAGGAGAUCGCAGAGGAGUCCUACCUCCAAUAUGGGAAACACAUGCAACUGUAUAAGAAACACGCUAAAAGGUCCUUGAACAGGGUCGGGAUAACUCAGUACCAGAAGAACGUAAAAGACAGCCAGUUCGAUCAUGCCCUUCAGGCGUUCGUGAUGUGCACCGAGCAUCCUUUACCUAUGGGUGGGACCGAAACGACUUCCAGCACACCCGAUAUCCACAGCCUUGUCACGACUAUCAUUCAGGAAGUUGAGAUGAAAAAGGCGAAGACCAACUGGGAGCGUUUCUCAAGGAGCCAAACAUCACAUACAGGACCAUCAGCGCCCACACCUAUUAUCGACCAGGCACCUCCACUCUACAAAAAGAGUAGAAAACAAGAAAUGCGCCAUGGCUCACGCGCCCGGUCAAGGAGAAGGCAGAAAUGGCAGAGGACAAAAUUCCGAUCCCGGACGGAUCAAGCAGAUCGAUACGUACCCCAAACGGUCAACCUUGAGAACGCCAGCCCCGUCGAGGACGUAGAAUUGUCUGGUCUGAAACCAUCAACCCCUCGACCAUACAAGCCAAAGGAUCCCGCUACCACCAACGAACAAGCUGCCACUGCCCCUGUAGCCAAGAAAAAGAAGAAGAAGAAGCAUCUUGACUAUCACCAGGACAGGCCUGGUUAUGCUGCUCUGAAGAAGUCAUUCAAGUCUGUUUUCGCCACUGUCACACUUACCACUGGAUCAGUCAAGGGGUGCCUGAAACGAGCUACCGAUCUCACCCCGGCGAACGUCGACAUGGUUGCUCAGAGACUUGAUAUGGCUGUGUCUAUCGUCAAUACUGCCAAGCAUUUUGUCUACAAGAUGCUCGAAAUGCGGAUCCUUGGAGAGCUACUCUCUAGUUCGCCGCCGACGUCCUUUCUGGAGGAUAUUCUGGAUUCAGACUGGGCAGAGAUUGUUAUUGGGAAUCUGUUGUCGUUUGUUCUCCGAGAUUCGACAAAAGCACUAGGACCUACAGCCAACAAGCCAAAGUCGAAGGAAGCACAGGCGGAGGCAGUGUCGAUUUUUGCGGCCUUCAAGGGGUUCCAUCCGGGAUUCAAGGCUGUUAACCCAUCCAGCAUACCCCUCGGUGUUGUCAUCGAUGAUCUGGCGCCCAAGAUCUGUUUGGCUAUGAAGUUGCAUUACAAGAAGCUCCCACAGACUAUACGCACAAAGAUGGAGAAGCUGGAGUUCGAUCCCGCCCUACUUCCAAAAGUCGAACAGGAGGAUGAAGACAAACCUGGUGAUGACGGCACUACUCUAGACGAUGACGGUACUAUUCUAGACGAUGAUGCCGAUGAUGAGAACCCCAGGAAAAAGUCGAAAAAAAUUGUCUAUCAGCCUGGACACAUCCGAUCAUGCUGGAACUAUCUCAUGGCACUUCCAGCGGCAAACCGACCACGUUUCUGUACCCAGUCCAAGAUGGCAGACAGCUUUAUCGACAUUAGGGAGGAGGGACUGAUGCGUAUCCUUUGGGGAAGAGAUGCAGGUCAAGUCGGAUUGAUUUGGAGCGGCAGCCCUCAUAGCCACGACUGGGCCAACCUACAAGUCAAUACGUCAUUCGGGAACCUCAUCAAGAUGCUUUUCAUUGGAGAUCGAAAUACGGUUCGGCUCGCAAACAAACAACAAACAACAUACGGGAAACGAAGUGCUACAAUGAGUGAACUCAAGGCUGCCCACCCCACCAUCUAUGACCAAGGACCACUUGCACGACACCUGACAGAUCGAAUUAACUAUUACCGAACCCGACACAAUGCAUCCAUCUCGGCCGGAUCGUCGUCAUCGUCUUCAGCAUCUGCAGUGCCGCCGCCUUCCAACCCCCCACUAUUGCCGACCCCUCCUCACAUCCAAGGCGCACAGUCUUCCUUUCGGUAUGCAUUGAACAAUUUCAUCCGCACGGACGGCCAUCAGCUGCAACUUUUGGCCUAUGACCUCACCAAGAGUCGGCAGGCGCCGGGUCGUAAGGAGUUUCUACGACGUAUCGAGAACCAGUACCCAACCCGACAGUCGAUAAUUGAAGCAUUCGGUCAAGACUUGGAGUCGGUGGCGGUGAUUGGCAUCGAUCCAGGCGAAGUCGUGAGCGGUGCGUUCUGUGUGCGUCUCGAUGACAAAACUGUGGUCAACUUGUUGGUAAAGCGCGCAUCACUGUAUCAGCCAACACUCGCCUUCAGAGCAUGGGAACAGGAAUGGAGGCGACAACACCCAGCAGCCGGUCCCGCAGAUAAUGUCGACGCGAGCCUUUGGACGAGGAAGACGGAUGACAAGAACAGGGCAACUUUUCUACCUUCGAUGCAUGAUCUUGAGAAUGCGCUCCAUUCAACAAAAUACGACUCAGAGGACGCCCUCAAAUCCGCGCAACGGCAGUAUUUCGAGUUGGAACCGAUCAUUCAUGGAUUCUACUCAUCGUCGGACUGGAAGAAGGCCGUAUACCAACAUAGAAUGGCAAAGUUGUCAGAGAUGGACAUGGCGGUGGCAGGCGUGCUCCGACUUGUGAAAGAAGCAUUGAAGAGUAACCCAAUGGGAGGGCGUAGGGUCCUCUUCGCGUUGGGAAACGCGACUUUUCGGACAGGGUUCAACCUUACAUCGGUCCACACGACGUUCUUGCGCAGACUACAGCAGAAGAGCAUGGCCCUUGGGUACAAGAGCAAUGGCCAAUUUUGGGUCAUCUUAACCACCUUUGGUCACUCUGUCAUCUUCUCGGACUCAUAUGUCUUUACGCUGAACGUGGGAUUCCCAGAGUUGCUACCUGUCUGGCCUAACUUCAAGAAGGCCAACGCCACCACCAAGGGCCACAGCACUCGCACCAUGGACCAGGGAGAGACUCGGAAUACUACGGGAACGGCGAUGUUCGGUGCUCAAGCCUAUCACGGAUACGUCGCCAAGGAGACUGUGAGAGAGCGCGAGUGGGCCAUCUUCCUUGCUCAGGUCCAAGCCCAAGUCGAAAAGAAGCGCCGGGACUUGCAUGCCGAGAGGGACGCGCUGCACGAUGUAUUUGGAAGCGAGUUCCGCGAUGACGGGCGUGGCAGCCAAGUUGACAACUGCAGCGAGGAUGAUAAUGGCGGUGCGGAUGUGGUACUGUCUUCUUCCUUAGACAAACUGCCAGACUAUACCACGAAGCAGAUUCAGCCAGUGGUCAUCCGCCAUCUCACCCACCGCAUCGUCACCUGCUUCUCGUCACCAGAGGACCAAGUAACCCCAAAAAAGAAACAAGAAGCCAUAUCCGCUCUUGAUGCAUCCCAGAAUGACAAGCUUUUCGAACUGUUUCACACGGUCGGUGAACCCCCAUGA
Messenger RNA from Linnemannia hyalina, 4095 nucleotides. NCBI's taxonomy places the organism in Eukaryota, Fungi, Mortierellomycota, Mortierellomycetes, Mortierellales, Mortierellaceae. The record is from the annotation of a GenBank genome assembly.